AUGUCUUCUCCUCGCGCAGCUUCUCCCGUCAACUCGCCGGCCGCUACUGGCUCGAGCACCGGCCGUCCCUCCUCUCCUGCUCCUCCCGGAGGUGCCCGAACUGCCAUCCGACGAAGAGCCGCUGCCGACCAGAAGGAAAAGAUUGCAAAUGCGCGACCGAGCAGCACUCGUGCCGCUGGUGCGGGUGGUAGCAGCAGCACAAUGCUACGUCUCUACACGGACGAAUCUCCCGGAUUGAAGGUCGAUCCCGUUGUUGUCUUGGUUCUCUCUCUGGUCUUCAUCUUCAGUGUUGUUGCUUUACACGUUAUUGCGAAGAUCACUCGACGAUUCUCAAGCUAG
Messenger RNA from Daldinia childiae, 339 nucleotides. RefSeq names its product Protein transport protein Sec61 subunit beta. NCBI's taxonomy places the organism in Eukaryota, Fungi, Ascomycota, Sordariomycetes, Xylariales, Hypoxylaceae. Gene Ontology annotation, biological process: intracellular protein transport. The record is from RefSeq and is a predicted model, not a curated record. The coding region runs from base 1 to 339 and encodes 112 amino acids. Gene Ontology annotation, cellular component: Sec61 translocon complex. The transcript has 4 exons.